AUGGCUGCAAAUGGUUCCGCCUCCUCCAAAAGCACUUCUCCGGUAGCCAGUUCGGUAUCCGCUAAACGUCGAAGGAAAAAUGUUAUUUUGGAUGAGCUCAAAAUCGGAAUUAAUGACCUCGCCGCACACCAAGCGAUCGAUGACUAUUGCUACAAGAUCUUUUUGGAAAUUAUUGUCCUCCGUGAUUAUCAAGAGAAAUACUUUGAUCGAGGCGAGAAGCAGCGCAAGGCACUAGAAGUAGUGUUUCAAACUUACUCAGACGAAUUGCCCGAUGUUGUUGAAAAAAUAAUCCCUACUACGCUUCUGCCGAGGCUGGUCCAAUACUUCCGCAUGAGCCUCGAGAAAAUGAAAGAGAAAAAAGCCGCCGAAGACGCGAAUGGGGCUAGUAUAACACCAUUCACAAUGGUACCUAACGCCGACAUUCAAAUUAUUCGGGGAAACAAGCCUUUCUGCCCAUAUCUGAUUCGACUUUCUGACCUGUGCUGUGAUCUAGACAAGGAUCGAAGCAUCGAUACGGACUGGGUUAAUCUUGCUGGUGAGCACAAAUUUGAUGAGCUACUAAAGCAACAAUCUGUUGACCCGAAAAAUGAUGAGGUUUGGUGGACUCCUCGAUCUCUUGGCGAGGUACUUCUUCAUUAUAAAGAUAAUAAGCCAGAUCUGAAUAAUAAGCCUUGGAUCAUCGAGUCGUUGAUUGACAGCUUUAAUUAUAGAUCUACAGUUAAGAGAACUAUGCAAGCUCGAUAUCCCGAAGGCCAUGAACUAUGGUCUGGUGAUAACUCGUUAGGCAGACUGGAAAGACCUAGCUUUACAAUGAUCAUUCGUCGUAAGGGUGCAACGGGUGAUGUGAUUAAUCAUAAGAAGCAACCACCUGUCACUCUUCCAUCCAGUGGUACACUGAAGCGUACGAACAGUGGCGCUCUAAAAGUGCUCGAAUAUACUCCCACGGCCCUCGAAAAGGAGGAGGUACCAGAGCUUGAUGAGAAAAAGGCCUGGGUCAACAUCAAGUACAAAAAGCAAAAGAAGAGCAAAGACAACAACAAAGGCGAUGAGGAAAGCGACAAGUAA
Molecule: messenger RNA, 1065 nt
Organism: Penicillium angulare
Lineage: Eukaryota; Fungi; Ascomycota; Eurotiomycetes; Eurotiales; Aspergillaceae
Exons: 1
Coding region: 1-1065 (354 amino acids)
Source: RefSeq, a predicted model, not a curated record